UAUUACGUCCACUACGUCGACUACAACAAACGCUGCGACCAGUGGGUGAAGGCGUCGAACGUGCGCGAGCUCACGGAGCUCGAGAAGAACGCCGGCGCCGGCGGCUUUGUGGGCCAAGCCGCCGGCCGCAAGCUCACGCGCACGCAGAAACGCAGACUCAACGAGAUGAACCACGUCGAGGUCGCGCCCGAGGACAUGUUCCCGAUCGAGCGCCUCAUCGAGCAAGAGCACGAAGAGAAGACCAAGGUGAAGAACGUCAACACCGUGGAGAUGGGAAAGUACGAGAUGGACUGCUGGUAUUACUCGCCGUACCCGGAGGAGUUUUGCUCGAGGCAAAAGCUCUUCGUGUGCGAGUUCUGCCUCAAGUACAUGCGCAAGAAGAAGACGCUGCUGCGACACCGCGCGAAGUGCCCGCUGUCGCAUCCGCCCGGGAACGAGAUUUAUCGCCAGCCCCUGGAGCCGAACGCGGCGCCGGGCGCGCCGACGCUCGCGAUGUUCGAAGUCGACGGCGCCAAGGCGGGAGUCUACUGCCAAAACCUCUGCCUCCUCUCCAAGCUGUUUCUGGACCACAAGACGCUGUACUACGACGUCGAGCCGUUCCUGUUCUACGUCCUGUGCGAGCGCGACAACGACACGCCCGAGGGUAACUACCACCUCGUCGGGUACUUCUCGAAGGAGAAGCACUCGCAGGAGAGCUACAACCUCGCGUGCAUCCUCACGCUGCCGCCGUAUCAACGACGCGGGUACGGGAAAUUUUUGAUUGAGUUUUCGUACGAGCUCUCGAAGCGCGAGGGGCGACCGGGGACGCCGGAGCGCCCGCUCAGCGACCUCGGGCAGGUGUCAUACCGGAGCUACUGGAGCAAGGUCAUCCUGCGUCUGCUGUACGAGCACAAGGGCAAGGUCACGGUGAGCGACGUGUCGAGGAUGACGGCCAUCACCACCGACGACGUCGUGACCACGCUUCAGGCG
Messenger RNA from Micromonas pusilla CCMP1545, 969 nucleotides. RefSeq lists its product as uncharacterized. The record is from RefSeq and is a predicted model, not a curated record. Gene Ontology annotation, cellular component: chromatin. Gene Ontology annotation, biological process: negative regulation of DNA-templated transcription; positive regulation of transcription by RNA polymerase II. The transcript has 2 exons. The annotation marks the transcript as partial. Gene Ontology annotation, molecular function: transcription coregulator activity; histone acetyltransferase activity. NCBI's taxonomy places the organism in Eukaryota, Viridiplantae, Chlorophyta, Mamiellophyceae, Mamiellales, Mamiellaceae.